Aureobasidium pullulans EXF-150 is the source of this 800-nucleotide messenger RNA. RefSeq names its product DNA binding methylated-DNA--cysteine S-methyltransferase. The transcript has 3 exons. Gene Ontology annotation, molecular function: methylated-DNA-[protein]-cysteine S-methyltransferase activity. NCBI's taxonomy places the organism in Eukaryota, Fungi, Ascomycota, Dothideomycetes, Dothideales, Saccotheciaceae. Gene Ontology annotation, biological process: DNA repair. The coding region runs from base 303 to 800 and encodes 165 amino acids. The record is from RefSeq and is a predicted model, not a curated record.
UCUUGCCGGAAUAUGGAACCUUGAAAUGAGCAAAACACAUACGAUCCCGGACCGAUUUCUUAGGUCAUCCAUCAGCCAAUUCGCCGAAUUCGUGCGAUGCUUUCAAAUUGACCAAUCACGGAACAGUCUCUUGAUAUAUACCGACCACCAUCUUACAUCUUCUUCUCUACAACAAAACUCGGUCAGUCAACAACUAUAACACGCGUCGCUGGGUGUUCAAUAAGACAUCUAACCGCUUCCAAGUAAAGCAAUCGCCUUCCCUCAGCAUUUCCUCACAUCAAACUUCACAGAGAACCAAAACAAUGUCAUCCAAAUCUUCCAAGAUCACUUCUCCUUACUUUGCAAGAAACGACUCGACCGAACGAUCGACUCCAGACAGCGAUGAAAAGAACAACGAACCCUCUUCGAAUUUAAACCACAAUAACGUCUUCAUCCUCCCCAACCCACCACAAAUAACAGAAUUCCAACACCGCGUCUACACCCACCUCCUACUCAUCCCCUCAGGCCGCAUAACUUCCUACGCCAUCCUCGCCUCCCAACUACAUUCCUCGCCCAGAGCCGUGGGCGGUGCAUUGCGCAGAAACCCGUACGCGCCAAUGGUACCUUGUCAUCGAGUCAUCGCUGCCAAUGGAUUUGUGGGUGGUUUCAUGGGAGAUUGGCAAAAAGCGCCUAGUGGGGUAAACCAGAGUAGGAAACUUGAGUUGUUGGAGGAGGAAGGGGUGAGGUUUACGAGGGAAGGAAAGUUGAUUGAGAGGGAGGGGGUUUGGUUUGAUGGGCCUUGGGUAGAGUGGAAAGAUUAG